AUGUGGCCCGAAUUGCCUCUCGUACUCCUACUCACCAACCGCCCCUGUUGCAGGCCAGCUCAUCCUUUAAGCUUUAUAGCCGGUAUAUCUAUUUGGUUCUCUUCUUUUCAUGACUUGAGGAUAUUAUGGGCUCUUAUGACAUGUAUCCUUCCUACGACUCUAUCUGACGUCAGCUCCUCAUCUAGCACACGAUCCAACCUUGAAAUAUCUCGAAGAGCAACCUUUUACCGUCCUCUUGAUAUGCCUACUAUGUCUUUUGAGAGAGCUAUGUCAGGCGUUGUCGUUUUAACAGUGCAGUCUACCUUAGGGAUUACCAGAGGGCAUGCAACUUCCAAUGAGCAGAUGACUCCAGUGCUCUUGUUGUUACCUUGGUAG
Messenger RNA from Arabis nemorensis, 375 nucleotides. Lineage: Eukaryota; Viridiplantae; Streptophyta; Magnoliopsida; Brassicales; Brassicaceae. The record is from the annotation of a GenBank genome assembly.